UCUUUCUUCACCACAGAUUCAAUUGAAGCCCCGAGCUUAUUAAUGGCGUCACGACUAGAGCCAUGGAACUACCUUGCGGGAAAAGUUGUUAUGGUCACUGGCGCCUCAUCAGGCCUUGGCCGUGACUUCUGCCUCGAUCUUGCUCGUGCGGGCUGCCGGAUUGUCGCGGCAGCUCGCCGCGUUGAUCGGCUGAAGUCCCUUUGUGACGAGAUCAACAGAAUGACGACGCCCCUGGGUAGAGGCAGUGAUGACGGGGCCCUCCGAGCAGCUGCAGCGGAGCUUGACGUGACCGCCGACGGCGCCACCAUCGAGAAGUACGUGGAGAAGGCGUGGAAUGCAUUUGGCCAUAUUGAUGCGUUGAUCAACAACGCUGGUCUUAGAGGAAAUGUGAAACCGGCUUGGGAAUUACCUGAGGAGGAAUGGAAUCAAGUGUUCAAAACUAACGUAACUGGGACUUGGUUAGUGUCAAAAUAUGUAUGCGUACGCAUGCGUGCUGCUAAGAUAAAAGGAUCCAUUAUCAAUAUCUCAUCAAUUGCUGGUGACAACAGAGGCCAGUUGCCGGGGGGUGUUGCCUAUGCUUCUUCAAAGGCAGGCGUCAAUAUGCUCACCAAGGUUAUGGCAUUGGAAUUAGGAGUACAUAAAAUCAGAGUGAAUUCUAUAUCACCUGGACUUUUCAAAUCUGAGAUUACUGAAAAAUUAAUGGAGAAAGAUUGGCUGAAUCAAGUGGCCAUGAAAACCGUACCUUUGAGGACAUACGGCACUUCGGAUCCAGCAUUAACAACACUUGUUCGUUACUUAGUUCAUGAUUCUUCUGAUUAUGUCACCGGCAACAAUUUUAUUGUUGAUGCCGGAACAACCUUACCGGGUGUACCUAUUUAUUCAUCUUUAUGAUUAUUGUAUGGGAAAGUUUGGGAUGAAGUUUCCUAUGAGAUUGUUUAUGAAGUUUUUUAUUUUUUGAGGAGGAGAAUAAAAUAAUACUUAAAAAAGCUGUAAAAUUAUGCCAUUUUUGUCAUUUGGUGUAAUAAAUCUGUCAACUUAAAAUCCCAGCAAAUUCUGGUGUUACAACAAAUGUAAAUGCAGGGAAGGGUAUAAUAUAUAGCAGCUUUUCAA
This is a messenger RNA of Arachis ipaensis, 1110 nucleotides long. RefSeq lists its product as uncharacterized. The record is from RefSeq and is a predicted model, not a curated record. Gene Ontology annotation, molecular function: oxidoreductase activity. NCBI's taxonomy places the organism in Eukaryota, Viridiplantae, Streptophyta, Magnoliopsida, Fabales, Fabaceae.